This is a messenger RNA of Taeniopygia guttata (zebra finch), 3608 nucleotides long. The record is from RefSeq and is a predicted model, not a curated record. NCBI's taxonomy places the organism in Eukaryota, Metazoa, Chordata, Aves, Passeriformes, Estrildidae.
UCUCAAUAAAAGCACCUGCAUAGAAUCAUAUCCUGUGAUUAUGUGUGUUCCUGAACGCUGACACAGGCAUCAUGCGACGGCAGUGAUGGUUGGUUUGGUUUGUAACGCUGAGCAGUGUUUGGAAAAAAUCCUGCUUUUUAAGGCAGCUGAAGUGUGAUCUCAGCAGUGUUUGGAAAAAAUCCUGCUUUUUAAGGCAGCUGAAGUAUGAUCUUGGAGUAAUAGCCCCUACUUGGAAUAUGGAAUGGAUCAGCCGUGAUCUACAGGGAUCGGGAAAUAAGCACUGUGUGUGCAGCACAAAUGGGUGUAUUAUGGAUCUGGCGUUGUUUGCUUGAAAGAGCUUGAUUUACUUUUCAUUAACUGUGCUGUUUAUUUCCUUUUGCUUAUAACAACAGAAAUAACGUGAUCAUCUUAAUUUUUAUUUGCUUAAUUGAAUUUGUUUCAGGUUUUAAUGCAUUAGUGUGUUGCUGCAAUGUGUCUAUAUAGUAAGCAUGCAUUAAAUGUUUUAAUUGGAAUAAUAAAAGCUAGUAUAAAAUCCAUUGGUCAUGGAUUUUGCAUAAAAGUAGAUCUCCCAGUUCAUAAAAUGUGCAGUUUGCCUUGAGUAUCUUUUGGCCUCAGAAAAAGUUUUAAAAAAGAUCUUCAUAAGAUCUUGUUGUGACUGACUAACCCUACUGCUUAAAAGUUAUGUUAGAGAUCUGAGUUGCAAUUUCAGAAGGCAGACAAAUGUGAUUUUGAAAGGAUACUAUUUCUUCCAGAUCUCAAUGAGACUGAAAUUAGGAAUGAGUGCGGUGAAGGACACCACCUGAAAUAACCAUGGUGAUGUGUUGAGAACCUGGUACCUAGCACAAAGAAUUGAAAUGGAGAGCCAAAAAAAAUCACAAAUUAUCAAGAAAAUAGAUUAUUAUCAAGAAAAUAGAUUACAUCCAGAUUCUUGAGCAUAAGGUAGUCCAGAGCCAGGUUUUGGGUAUUCACAGAGCAAAACAACACUGAAAAGCAUGGUGGGUUUAUGUCCUUUUGCGAUUUAAAUCCUUUGUAACACCCUUUUGUGAUACACUGCUUGUUGAUUGGAUAUUUCUGGGAUGCAAGGAGUGCUUCCAUGGAACACCAGCCUACUGCAUUUUUGUGGUUAUACUUCAUGCAGUGAUAAGCACCCUGAGGAAGGCAGCUGUGCUUUGUCUGUUCACUCUGUAGUUGCCAACUUCAACUGGUCUGGAGAAAAUAAUGGGAUCUUUCCGUUCAUGGCACCCUCGGUGAUCUAUGAAAGGCAGUAACAGCAGUUCCCAGGGAUAAUUGCAGCACCGCCUGACUGUCUCCUGCUGCUUUAGAAACCGUGUUUGCUCCCCAGAUUGCGGUGAUUACUGAAGGAGUUUGCAUGUGAGAGGGAAAAAUGAGCUGUUACAAACAGGGACAACUGAGACUCAAAUGUUCUGGUAGAAGAGAAUGCGAUAAACACAGCUUAGAAAGUGCAAUUUGGCAGAAGGCUUUCUGGAAUUAGAGAGUGUUUGAAAAAGACAAUGGGCAUUGAUUUCAUUGCUGUCUCUUCUCAGAUUGACUAGGGGGUUUUAAGAUGAUAGAGAUGUGUCUGUCUUUAUACAAUACCAUUUUCAUAUUUUAAAAGAGAUGUGGAAAAGAACAGUGGUUAGGAUGACAGUGAUUGACAACUUGCUUUUAAAAUCUGAGGGAAUGGAACCACAGUCCUCUCAAUUUGCACUUGCCUGUUAGCAGCAACUUAAGAAUCCAUUUUCAGCAUGAGUGUUAUAUGUAUAACCAUCAGACUUAGUGGCUAGACUGCAAAGUAGGUCUCCCAGCUAUGCUCUAAGUCUUCCAGAUUAGGGAACAGUGUGGCUUUUAUGGGUACGUAAACAUGGUUUCAUCCUUUAGUGCAGACAAAAAUAAAUAAAUCUCUGUAGACUUGAAUUGAGGAUAAUUCAGCCUUGCUAGCAACAGACUCCUGAGGCUGCAGGUGUGUAAUGCUGGAAGUCUUUGUUUUCCAGGUUUUUUGUUGAGAACUGAAUCUGUCCUUUUCAUUCAUUCCUGCUCUGCCAGAUACGAUUGUCUGCUGAAAAACAGGAAGAGAGUAGUGUCCAUAACACUUUCAGGACUGAGGCUGGUGGAUCAGAGACAAGAAAUUCACAAGGAAAGUACCCGAAGGCUUUGGCAAACUAGGCAAGAUGAGAUAGGAAAUACUCAGGGUCCUUUGCUUGUACUGUUCGGUCCAGAGGCAAGAGAGUGCUUUGAUGGGGAUACGGGGUUCCCUCCCUCUGGAGUCUGAGUCUCCUCCAGGCAUUGGCCAUUCAUGCUUUGCUCCUGAUUAUUUAGGUCCCAGUAUCCUGACCAUGGGAGAACAGCUAGCUGCAGGAAAAAACAGUGCUGCUCAGGCAAGAUUGAAAUGGGGUUUCCCAUUUGCUAAAGACUGGAGCCUUAGUGCAGUGACAAGAGACUUCAGUCCUGCUGAGCCUCUCCCUGUCUCUUACAGAUACGGAUACAUUGGCUCAAACGUAUGGAGAACCAAAAUUUCAGGUGGCAUCCAACCACAAACCCUUGUUUCUGGAGUAGGCUCUGGCUGGCUAGUAGGUAGAGAAGCAGAUUCCUCCUUCAGUUGCUCCCCUUUCUUCAGAUGCCAGUCCCUGGUAAAGCCAUCUCUGGAAACUGGUAGUUUUUAUGUUCAUAGAAAAAGUCAUUCUCCUGGAAAGGUUGUUAAAGGAGAACAGACGUCUAAUGGAGGGUCUCCAUGUGUUGAGUCUUGGAAGAAAGACCUUUCAGCCAGUCUGGAUCCAGAGGGUCUGCAGGUAUUACUGGAGACAGAUUUUGGGGGGGCUCAGAGGAAUGUUGGUGUAGCCGUGUGUGGGACUCCUACAGAAGUGUAUGUGAGCAUUGCUUCUCAUCCUGGAGAUAAAGAGUUUAGACCAGGCCAGCAGCUUAGUGUUAAAUCUGUAGAAGUCAACAACUCUCAUGUUAAGUGCAGCAAAGAGUCAGAAGAGGUGUGUGACUCCAGAUCACGAGCAGCCAGAAGAACAGCUGCAGUGGGCAGCAACCAGUCCAAUCCUUUGGGUACACCAGUUGAAGAAGGCUUUAAUGAACAUUUUGAUGUAGAUUGUAUGAAUGUGAGCAGAGAAGGAAGGAGAAACAAAUACUCCUACCAAAGCAGACGGUGGAAUUUGGAAGCUGAAGGCAAUCUCGAGCAGUCUGAAGAAUGUUCUGUAGAAAGGAAUGCCAAAGAACCACGGUGCUGUGAAGAAGGGAGCCAGACACAGAAAACUGUGCCCAGAGAGAUCUCAAAGAACAGCUUCUGGUCAUUGAAGGUGAACGAGCAAAGUUUCUGGCACUCUUGUGACAAACAAAUCCUAACAAGGUGUUUCCAAGCCUGGAGGAGAUAUAGCCUUUGGAAGAGGGCAGCCACGCAGCUUUACAGACACCAGCUGCUUCAGAAGGGCUUUGGUGCUCUGCAGUGGAUUGUGCACCCAAGGAGGACACAACUGGAGGUGGCCCAGCAGAGACAUGCUUCAACUCUGCUAGCUGCCAGCUUCCAGAGGGUGAGCACUGGUCAGGGACACUGGUGCCAUGAACUUUCUGCUGUGCAGUCAGAAAAGGCACAAAUCCUGCUGAGAUAG